CAGAUCACCAGAAAACAAGGCAAAGACUCAUUUAGGUUAAUUAGAGCUAAUUAAAUUAUCCACUUUAUUUUUUUGUCGGUGAAAACAAAUAAUCCAUUCAAAAAAGUUCAAAUCCGGAGUAAAAAUCAACUUUAAUAUUUCAAUUACAUAACAAGAACAGGAAUAGACGAAGAAAAGGAGAAAUGAAAAGAGUUUAUGGGUACGGAAAGAGAUUCAUAAAUUUAAGCAGAACAUCAAAUGCUCCGCCAUUUCAUGAUUUGUUCCACUGCAAUUCAUACUGCACAGACACCAUCAAUGCAAGGGUCAAUAUUUUCGAUCGCCACCUCAAACGCAAACAACGUGAUCGAGCUUCUUGGUUAAUGCGUGCUGAUGAUUCUUUUGUUAAUGCUGUUGCUGAUAAUCUUUUGGAUCGGUUAGAGGAUUGUAAGAAAAUAUUUCCAUCAGCAUUAUUUUUGGGCGGUUCAUUGAAUGCUGUAAGGCGUUCGUUACGCGGUCGUGGCUCCAUUGAAAAGCUUAUUAUGAUGGACACAUCCUACGACAUGAUAAAAUUGUGUAAAGAUGCAGAAUUUGAGUCAAAUGAAAAUAUAGAAACAUCCUAUAUUGUUGGUGAUGAAGAAUUUCUGCCUGUAAAAGAAAGCUCGUUAGAUUUGGUAAUAAGCUGCUUGGGACUUCACUGGACAAAUGACCUUCCUGGAGCCAUGAUUCAGUGUAAAUUGGCCUUGAAGCCAGAUGGCCUAUUUUUAGCAGCUAUUCUGGGUGGCGAAACCUUGAAGGAGCUGAGAAUAGCAUGCACUGCAGCUCAAAUCGAGCGGGAAGGAGGUAUCACUCCUCGAAUAUCACCAUUGGCACAAGUCCGUGAUGCAGGCAAUCUUUUGACCAGAGCAGGUUUCACCCUUCCAGGAGUUGAUGUUGAUGAAUAUGUAGUUAGGUAUAAAAGUGCUCUAGAGCUAAUAGAGCAUCUGCGUGCAAUGGGUGAAACUAAUGCUCUUCUACAAAGGAAUACUAUCCUAAAGCGAGAAACAGCACUGGCAGCCGCAGCAAUUUAUGAUUCAAUGUUUGCUGCCGAAGAUGGCUCGGUACCUGCAACAUUCCAGGUUAUAUACAUGACGGGGUGGAGGGAACAUCCGUCUCAGCAGAAAGCGAAAAGAAGGGGUUCUGGCAAUAUAUCAUUCUCGGACAUCCAGAAACAAUUCGGCUAAUACCGUCACAUAUUUGGAAAAUUAGAUCAGUAACAGUCUGGAGUGUCAGAAGCAUCUUGCAUCCUGUCAUGUUCUUUCUCCAGAUUAUUAGCUUUAAUGUUGUUUAAGUUGGUGAAAAGAGAGGAUUCAGUAAAUACGGACCAGAUAAAAAAAGGGAGGCAAUUUUUAGCAAUUUUAAACUUUAAGCAAUUUUUCACUAAAUAAAUGCUGAUAUGCACAAUAAAAUGUAGAUUAUUUUAGUAUUCA
Molecule: messenger RNA, 1445 nt
Organism: Mercurialis annua (annual mercury)
Lineage: Eukaryota; Viridiplantae; Streptophyta; Magnoliopsida; Malpighiales; Euphorbiaceae
Product: putative methyltransferase At1g22800, mitochondrial
Exons: 11
Coding region: 183-1199 (338 amino acids)
Biological process (GO): mitochondrial respiratory chain complex I assembly
Cellular component (GO): mitochondrion
Molecular function (GO): S-adenosylmethionine-dependent methyltransferase activity
Source: RefSeq, a predicted model, not a curated record